AUGGAAUGCGUGGCGGAUUGGUCGCUGGCUGUGCUGUCGGUGGGCGUGAAGGUGAAAGGCGUGCAGUUUGACCGGCGCAUGGUCAUUUUCUUCGGCGGUUUCGAGGUUUCUAGAUCAAUCUCCAUCGUCCUUCCUUUUCCUUUCGCCCCAUCUGUUUUCGUUAACAGCACUGCGGAGCCACUGGGAACAGAGAUUCACUACUCGUUUGAGCGAGACGUCACCAAUUAUGCACCCAUGCUUAAAACCGCAUCCACUGUCUAUGUGAUUCUAGAGAACGUCGUCGACGGUGAAUACACUGGGAUUUUCAACGUCACCAUCGCCCUCACAGCCUACAAAGGAACACCCCCCUCCACUCCCCCUUCCCUCCUCCUCCCUUUCUCCACCACCUACCCUUCCUCCUCCUCCUCCUCCCCUUACAUUCUUUCCGGAGCCUCAGCCACUACCCGCAGUGCUAUACAAACACUCUCCGGCUUUCCAACUAAUGUGAUUAAAGCGAAGGUGGAGCUGACUAUGUCAAUGCACGCGGACGACGAGUUUUAUUACCUUUAUUUCCCCAAUAAAUUCUACAAUAGCCUUCCUAGUUCUUUAAAGCCCAAAUUCAAGCCGGAAGGCGGUCCCUUUCGCGAGCUGAAUCUUUUCAUUGACGACCAAUUUGCCGGGGCAAUUUACCCUUUCGCCCCACUUUACACCGGGGCGUUCAACCCGCUGCUCUGGUCACCCGCAGUGGGAAUCGGGAAUUUCGGCUUCCCCACAGUUACCCUCGACGUGACCCCGUUCGCGGGGGUUUUAUCCGAUGGGCAGCCGCACGAAAUUAAGGUUUCGGUGGUGAAUGCAAAGCCUGGGGCUGCAUGGUACCUGACAGGGAUCGUGCACGUGUGGGCGGACUCCGGAGUAACGUCUACUGCUGGGCCCCCACCGACCAUCAAAGUGGCUCCCAGCAAGAGGAAAGAGAAGGUGAAGCUGUUUGAGAGUGCGGUGGUGAAAGCGCUGCGGCUGAUGGGAGUGCGGCUGAGCAUCGACGGGAAAUACAGCACGGUUGCUGCGCGUGACUACUCCAUCUCAGGCACCGUUGCCACAGCUGACGGCCCGGUUACCACUCUCGUCACAUCCUCCCUGUCAGUGGAUGCAGCAGCAAUGGUGCAGGGAGGCGGGGCGGCCAUCACCUGGUGGAACAACGUUGGCGUUAGGACAACUGUGACUGCCACACACGGAACAACCAGGGCUGUUCUGUCCUCUCAGACUGACACGUUCUCGUUCCCACUUCGAAUCAAGCAAGCUUCUUCUGAUUCAUAUGGAUCGGGCAACCUGAGCAUACCGGCACAGUACAUGCUGGGCCCCCUCAGGUUGGCGCUUCCACCUAAUGCCGGUGGGACAGUGGGAUGGGGAGAAAACGAGAGGAGGGUAAGAGGGGACAUGCCAUAG
Messenger RNA from Closterium sp. NIES-65, 1422 nucleotides. The record is from the annotation of a GenBank genome assembly. Lineage: Eukaryota; Viridiplantae; Streptophyta; Zygnematophyceae; Desmidiales; Closteriaceae.